CGGACGGACGGACGGACGGACGUCGCCCGAUGGCCGCUCCUGGCGAGCCCUGCGCGGGCCCGGGGGUCUGGAAUCAGACGGAGCCCGAGCCCACCGCUGCCCACCUACUGAACCUGUGCUUCCUGAAAACGACAGGGGUCUGGGUGCCCCCCCUGUACCUCUGGGUCCUUGGCCCCAUCUACCUCCUCUACAUCCACCGCCAUGGCAAGGGCUACCUCCGGAUGUCCCCGCUCUUCAAGGCCAAAAUGGUGCUCGGGUUCGCCCUCAUAAUCCUCUGCACCUCCAGUGUGUCUGUCGCUCUCUGGAGAAUCCAGCGGGGAACGCCCCAGGCCCCGGAAUUCCUCAUUCACCCCACCGUGUGGCUCACCACGAUGAGCCUCGCCGUGUUCCUGAUCCACACGGAGAGGAAGAAGGGGGUCCAGGCAUCUGGGGUGCUGUUUGGGUACUGGCUGCUCUGUCUUCUCUUGCCAGCUACCAGUGCCACCCAGCAGGCCUCGCAGCGGGACUUCCAGAGUGACCCCUUCCGCCACCUGUCAACCUACCUGUGCUUGUCUCUGGUGGUGGCACAGUUCAUGCUGUCCUGCCUGGCUGAUCAACCCCCCUUCUUCCCUAAAGACCCCCAGCAGUCUAAUCCAUGUCCAGAGGCUGGGGCCCCCUUCCCCUCCAAGGCCACGUUCUGGUGGGUUUCUGGGCUGGUCUGGAGGGGCUACAAGCAGCCGCUGGGAUUAAAAGACCUCUGGUCGCUUGGGAGAGAAAACUCCUCAGAAGAACUCGUUUCCCAGCUUGAAAGAGCAUGGACGAGGAACCGCGGCGCGGCCCGGCGGCACACCAAGGCGACGGCAUUGGAAAGGAAAGGCAGCCAUGGCCUGGAGGCCCCUGAGACCGAGCCCCUCCUGCAGCGAGGGGGGAGCCAGAGGGGCCCGCUGCUGAGGGCCAUCUGGCAGGUGUUCCGUUCCACCUUCCUCCUGGGGACCCUCAGCCUCCUCAUCAGUGACGUCUUCAGGUUCGCUGUUCCCAAGCUCCUCAGCCUUUUUCUGGAAUUUAUUGGCGACCCUGAGGCCCCAACCUGGAGGGGCUGUCUCCUCGCCGUGCUGAUGUUCCUCUCCGCCUGCCUGCAAACGCUGUUUGAGCAGCAGUACAUGUACAGACUCAAGCUACUGCAGAUGAGGCUGCGAACGGCCAUCACUGGCCUGGUGUACAGAAAGGUCCUGGCUCUGUCCAGCGGCUCCAGAAAGGCCAGUGCGGCGGGGGACGUGGUCAACCUGGUGUCCGUGGACGUGCAGCGGCUAACCGAGAGUGUCACCUACCUCAACGGGCUGUGGCUGCCGCUCGUCUGGAUCGUGGUCUGCUUUGUCUACCUCUGGCAGCUUCUAGGACCCUCUGCCCUCACCAGCGUUGCUGUCUUCCUGAGCCUCCUCCCUCUGAACUUCUUCAUCACCAAGAAGAGGAACCACCAUCAGGAAGAGCAAAUGAGGCAGAAGGACUCUCGGGCGCGGCUCACCAGCUACCUCCUCAGGAACGUGAAGAUGGUCAAGGCUCACGGCUGGGAGGGGGCCUUUCUGGAGAGAGUCCUGCGCAUCAGGGGCCGGGAGCUAGGCGCCUUGAGGACCUCCAGCCUCCUCUUCUCCGUGUCUCUGGUGUCCUUCCAAGUCUCCACGUUUCUGGUAGCGCUGGUUGUGUUUGCUGUCCAUGCUCUGGUGGCCGAGGAGAAUGCCAUGGACGCCGAGAAAGCCUUUGUGACCCUCACGGUCCUCACCAUCCUCAACAAGGCCCAGGCUUUCCUGCCCUUUUCCAUCCACUCCGUGAUCCAGGCGAAGGUGUCUUUUGACCGUCUGGCCGCCUUCCUCUGCCUGGAAGAAGUUGACCCUGGGGCCGUGCACUCAAGUCCCUCCAGAUGCUCUGCCGGAGAGGACUGCGUCCGCGUGCGCGAUGGCACCUUCGCGUGGUCCCGGGAAGGCCCUCCCUGCCUGCACAGGAUAAACCUCACCGUGCCCCAGGGCUGUCUGCUGGCUGUCGUUGGUCCAGUGGGGGCAGGGAAGUCCUCCCUGCUGUCCGCCCUCCUUGGGGAGCUGUCAAAGGUGGAGGGGUCCGUGAGCAUCAAGGGUCCCGUGGCUUACGUGCCCCAGGAGGCCUGGGUCCAGCCCACGUCCGUGGUGGAGAACGUGUGCUUCAGGCAGGGGCUGGACCCGCCGUGGCUGGAGAGAGUCCUGGAGGCCUGCGCCCUGUGGCCAGACGUGGGCAGCUUCCCUGCGGGGCUCCACACCCGAAUUGGGGAGCAGGGCAUGAAACUCUCUGGGGGCCAGAAGCAGCGGCUGAGCCUGGCCCGGGCCGUGUACAGGAAGGCUGCUGUGUACCUGCUGGAUGACCCCCUGGCGGCCCUGGAUGCCCACGUCGGCCAGCACGUCUUCAACCGGGUCAUCGGGCCCGGUGGGCUGCUCCGUGGGACGACGCGGAUUCUCGUGACCCACGCGCUCCAUGUCCUGCCCCAGGCUGACCGGAUCGUGGUGCUGGAAGAUGGGGCCGUUGCAGAGAUGGGUUCCUACCAGGAGCUUCUGCACAGGAAGGGGGCCCUGGUGGGCCUUCUGGAUCGAGCCAGACACCCAGGAGCCAGAGGAGAAGGAGAAACAGAACCCACGACCAGCGCCAAGGAUCCCAGAGGCUCUGCUGGAGGCGGGGGGCCUGGGGGUGGACCAGAGAGGUCCAUGAAGUUAGUCCCUGAGAAGGACAUCACCACCUCAGAGGCCCAGACGGGAGUUCCCCUAGAUGACACUGAGGGGGCAGGGCGGCCAACAGGAGAGGCCAGCGUGCAGUACGGCAGGGUGAAGGCGGCCAUGUACCUGACCUACCUACGAGCUGUGGGCACCCCGCUCUGCCUCUACGCGCUUUUCCUCUUCCUCUGCCAGCAAGCGGCCUCCUUCUGCCGCGGCUACUGGCUGAGCCUGUGGGCGGACGACCCCACCGUGGACGGGCAGCAGGCACAGACGGCCCUGCGGGGCUGGGUCUUCGGGCUCCUGGGCUGUCUCCAAGCCAUUGGGCUGUUUGCUGCCAUGGCCACAGUGCUCCUGGGAGGCGUCCGCGCCUCCAGCCUGCUCUUCCGGAGGCUCCUGUGGGACGUGGCGCGGUCUCCCGUUGGCUUCUUUGAGCAGACGCCCGUUGGGAACCUGCUGACCCGCUUCUCCAAGGAGACAGACACAGUGGACGUGGACAUCCCAGACAAACUCCGGUCCUUGCUGGUUUAUGCCUUUGGACUCCUGGAGGUCUGCCUGGUGGUGACAGUGGCCACCCCGCCGGCCCUCAUCAUCAUCCUGCCGCUGCUGCUCCUCUACACUGGGUUUCAGAGCCUGUACGUGGCCACCUCGUGCCAGCUCAGACGCCUGGAGACAACCAGGCACUCGUUCGUGUGUUCCCACGUGGCCGAGACGUUCCAGGGCAGCGCAGUGAUCAGGGCCUUCCAGGCCCAGGGCCCCUUGGUGGCUCAGAACAACACACACGUGGAUGAGAGCCAGAGGGUCAGUUUCCCGCAGCUGGUGGCUGACAGGUGGCUCGCUGCCAACAUGGAGCUCCUGGGCAACGGGCUGGUGUUCACAGCCGCCAUGUGCGCUGCGCUGAGCAAGGCCCAUCUCAGCGCCGGCCUCGUGGGCUUCUCUGUCUCCACAGCCCUCCAGGUGACCCAGACACUGCAAUGGGCUGUUCGAAGCUGGACAGACCUGGAGAAUAGCAUCGUGUCAGUAGAGCGGAUGAAGGACUACGUUUGGACGCCCAAGGAGGCCCCCUGGAGGCUGCCCACCAGCCCAGCACGGCCACCCUGGCCUCGUGCGGGACAGAUCGAGUUCCGGGACUUUGGCCUGAGAUACCGACCUGAGCUCCCGCUGGCCGUGCGGGGUGUGUCCUUCAAGAUCCACGCGGGCGAGAAGGUGGGCAUCGUUGGCAGGACAGGGGCCGGAAAGUCCUCCCUGGCCAGUGGCCUGCUGCGGCUCGUGGAGGCCGCUGAGGGCGGGGUCUGGAUCGACGGGGUCCCCAUCACCUGUGUGGGGCUGCACAGGCUGCGGUCCAAGAUCACCGUCAUCCCCCAGGACCCCAUCCUGUUCCCGGGCUCUCUGCGGAUGAACCUCGACAUGCUGCACGAGCACACGGACGAAGCCCUCUGGGCGACCCUGGAGACGGUGCAGCUCCGAGCCUUGGUGACCAGCCUGCCCGGCCAGCUGCAGUACGAGUGCGCCGACCAAGGCGACAACCUGAGCACGGGCCAGAAGCAGCUCCUGUGUCUGGCACGUGCCCUUCUCCGGAAAACCCAGAUCCUCAUUCUGGACGAGGCCACUGCUGCCGUGGACCCGGGGACAGAGCUACAGGUGCAGGCCGCCCUGGGGAGCUGGUUUGCCCAGUGCACAGUGCUGGUCAUCGCCCACCGCCUGCGCUCCGUGAUGGCCUGUGCCAGGGUGUUGGUCAUGGACAACGGGCAGGUGGCAGAGAGCGGCAGCCCGGCCCAGCUGCUGGCCCAGAAGGGCCUGUUUUACAGGCUGGCGCAGGAGUCGGGCCUGGUCUGAGCCGGGCCCCUCAACCCUCCCCCUGCUGCGCCAACCCAGAGAGACUGCCCCGGAGAUGCGAGUGACCCGGGGGUCAUCGGUGACCCCACAGUGAGUCUAGACCCCUCUCGGCUCUCUGGGAGGAAAAUGGCAGAGCAAGUGGGUGAUCAU
Molecule: messenger RNA, 4694 nt
Organism: Ceratotherium simum simum (southern white rhinoceros)
Lineage: Eukaryota; Metazoa; Chordata; Mammalia; Perissodactyla; Rhinocerotidae
Gene: ABCC6
Product: ATP binding cassette subfamily C member 6
Biological process (GO): transmembrane transport
Cellular component (GO): membrane
Molecular function (GO): ABC-type transporter activity; ATP hydrolysis activity; ATP binding
Source: RefSeq, a predicted model, not a curated record